This is a messenger RNA of Cylicocyclus nassatus, 423 nucleotides long. NCBI's taxonomy places the organism in Eukaryota, Metazoa, Nematoda, Chromadorea, Rhabditida, Strongylidae. The record is from the annotation of a GenBank genome assembly.
AUGGGUGUUCGCCUACAAAUAAUUUUCGCUGUGGCGUUCUUCAUUUCUUCAACAUUGGCUGCAGAUUGUGUAGGUGGAGGCUAUGGAGAUCAGACAUGUACGAAUAAUCCAUGCCCAAAUGGCCAACGAUGUCAGCUGGACGAAGUGGUUUGCGUGAGGGGUCCCUGCGUUGUAACAAAUUUCAACAAUUCCAGCUGGCCGGUGAGAUCCUGCAGACCAUACCGUAAUUGCGGUGUGAAUGAAGAAUGGCGCGAUUGCGCUCAAUUCUGCGAACCGAGCUGUGCUUCUCCUGCUCCGCUCUGCCCGGAGAUAUGCCAGCCCGGAAAAUGUCAGUGCAGAGAAGGAUAUUUUAGACGCAACGGUAUAUGUGUAUCUUACACACCCGGCUGCGGUGGUAUUACUAUUCAAGGUCCUGGAGGAUAA